Lolium rigidum is the source of this 1251-nucleotide messenger RNA. Its product is annotated as anthocyanidin reductase ((2S)-flavan-3-ol-forming)-like. NCBI's taxonomy places the organism in Eukaryota, Viridiplantae, Streptophyta, Magnoliopsida, Poales, Poaceae. Gene Ontology annotation, molecular function: oxidoreductase activity, acting on the CH-OH group of donors, NAD or NADP as acceptor. The transcript is spliced from 7 exons. The record is from RefSeq and is a predicted model, not a curated record. The coding region runs from base 44 to 1060 and encodes 338 amino acids.
CCAUCAGUGUUAGCUUGAGGUGAGGUGACUGAGUGUUCAAUCGAUGUCGGCAUCUAGGGGAAGGAAGACGGCGUGCGUCACUGGUGGCAGCGGGUACAUCGCUUCGGCGCUCGUCAAGAUGCUGCUGGAGAAGGGGUACGCCGUCAAGACUACAGUCAGAGACCCCGAUGACAUGGAGAAGAACUCGCACCUCAAGGUCUUGCAAGCGCUUGGCCCCUUGGAGAUCAUCUGUGCCGAGCUAGACAUCGAAGGCAGCUUCGAUGAGGCAGUUUCCGGCUGCGACUACGCCUUCCUCGUCGCCGCUCCGAUGAACCUUCGGUCGCCGGAUCCUGAGAGGGACCUGAUCGAAGCCGCCGUCGAUGGAACUCUGAACGUGCUAAGGUCGUGCGCGAGAGCGGGGACGGUGAAGCGGGUGAUCCUGACGUCGUCGGACGCCGGGGUGUCCAGGAGGCCAUUGCACGGCGGUGGGCACGUGCUGGACGAGAGCUCCUGGUCGGACGUCGAGUACCUCAGAGCAAACAAGCCACCAACUUGGGCGUACGCGGUGUCCAAGGUGUUGUUGGAGAAGGCGGCGAUCAAGUUCGCGGAGGAGCACGGCAUCAGCCUCGUCACGGUUCUGCCCGUCUUCACCUUGGGCGCGGCGCCGGUCUCAAAGUCCAGGACCAGCGUCCCCGUCACCCUCUCCCUCUUGUCCGGCGACGAGGCGCAGCUGGAGAUCCUGAAAGGCCUGCAGUCGGUCACCGACUCAGUGUCGAUAAGCCACGUCGAUGACCUCUGCCGCGCCGAGGUAUUCCUCGCCGAGAACGAGCCAUCGUCGGGGAGGUACAUCUGCUGCAGCCACAACACCACCGUCCUGCAGCUCGCCCGUCUCCUGGCGGAGAAGUACCCACAAUACAAUGUGAAGCCCGAACGAUUUAUUGGGUUACUAGAGGAACCAAGGGUGUGCCUGUCUUCUGAGAAGCUGGUACGAGAAGGGUUUGUGUUCAGGUACCAUGACUUGGGUAAGAUCUUCGACGACGUCGUCGAAUACGGCAGGGCCACCGGGAUUCUGCCCUACUGAUAUGGUUAUUACUUAUUACAUGCCGAUCGAUAUGUGAUCAGUAAAAAAACAUGGUACUUUCAAAUACGGAAAGUGGUUUCACUGUUUGGGUGCGUGAAUUUGUAACUUCUUUUCAACCUCCUUGAGAGGCGUUGCAUGAUGCAAUAUCUCUACUUUGAUUGGAGUUCAUUGCGUGGCAAGCGGGAUGUUUG